Micropterus salmoides (largemouth bass) is the source of this 3475-nucleotide messenger RNA. Its product is annotated as protein IQ-DOMAIN 32-like. The record is from RefSeq and is a predicted model, not a curated record. The transcript has 2 exons. The coding region runs from base 343 to 3018 and encodes 891 amino acids. NCBI's taxonomy places the organism in Eukaryota, Metazoa, Chordata, Actinopteri, Centrarchiformes, Centrarchidae.
GUUCAGUUAUCCUGCGUAAAUGAGGAGGCAAGUAAUGUUCAGGUCCUAGAAAAGACUGUCAUUUCUGAAGAAACCGCAGUACCUUGUUUAGACAAUGCUGUAGUUAUAGAUGAACACAAGCAUGAAGUCCGUCUCAGUGUAGUGCAAGUCAGUGUUGAGGGAGAAAAAGGAAGUGAACUUAAAAGCAUUGAUAUCCCAAAACAGGAAAUUGAAGCGAGGGUUGAGCCAGAAGAAAAAGUACCAGUGGAAGAUGCCAAAACUGAACAUGUUCAAGAACUACAUGUAUUGCCAUCUGAAGUACAAGAUAUUGUAACUGAAACUAAAAGUGAGGAAGGGGCAUCAAUGUACAUGCAUGUAGUCACAGAAAGUACUGAGGGAGGCAGUGCUCAGGAACUUGAAAAGUUUGUAUUGUUAGAAGAUGUUCCCACACCAGACGCUGACAAUGUCAUUAUUUUAGUUACAGAUGAAACUGAGAGUGAAGUUGUGUCACAACUGGAUCAGCCUUUAGAGAUAUCAAGGGAGCAGAAAACGGAGAGUAUCCCAAAAGAUGUUGAACAGAAAGACUGUAUCCCUGAAGAUGUAGACGAGUUACAAAGAAUAACAGCAGUUCAGUUAUCCUGCGUAAAUGAGGAGGCAAGUAAUGUUCAGGUCCUAGAAAAGACUGUCAUUUCUGAAGAAACCGCAGUACCUUGUUUAGACAAUGCUGUAGUUAUAGAUGAACACAAGCAUGAAGUCCGUCUCAGUGUAGUGCAAGUCAGUGUUGAGGGAGAAAAAGGAAGUGAACUUAAAAGCAUUGAGAUCCCAAAACAGGAAAUUGAAGCGAGAGUUGAGCCAGAAGAAAAAGUACCAGUGGAAGAUGCCAAAACUGAACAUGUUCAAGAACUACAAGUAUUGCCAUCUGAUGUAAAAGAUAUUGUAACUGAAACUAAAAGUGAGGAAGGGGCAUCAAUGUACAUGCAUGUAGUCACAGAAAGUACUGAGGGAGGCAGUGCUCAGGAACUUGAAAAGUUUGUAUUGUUAGAUGUUCCCACACCAGACGCUGACAAUGUCAUUACUUCAAUAACAGAUAAAACUGAGAGUGAAGUUGUGUCACAACUUGAUCAGGCUUUAGAGAUAUCAGGGGAGCAGAAAACGGAGAGUAUCCCACAAGAAGUUGAGCAGGAAAACUGCAUCCCUGAAGAUGUAGAUGAGUUACAAACAUUACCAGCAGUUAAUUUAUCUUCUAUAAAUGAGGCGGCUAGCAAUGUUCAGGUCUUAGAAAAUACUGACAAUGACAAUGCUGCAGUUACAGAUGAACACAAAUAUGAAGACCAUGAAAGUGAACUUCCAAGUACUGAGAUAAAGACUGUUGCAAUUGAGCAUGCCGUAGUGGCGCAAGUAGUCACAUGCAAUCUCAAGGAGGUGUUGGUUGCAAUACCUGAUGUUUUGAUAGAGAAAACAUCAGACAUUACUGAACCCUUGAUAGAUAGAAUGGCAAGUGAGCAAGUAUUCAGGGAGGAAGUUGAGAGCGCCACACCAUUAGUGAAAGAUGAGGAAGGCAGUCUUGAAACAGUUGUGGAGUCACUGCUAGAGGUAGGGGUAACAGAAGCCAAAGAAGUCAUUGAUGUUUGUCAUGAAACAGUUAAAAGGGUAGAAAUUCUCUCCACAACUCCAGAGACUGAAGAGGGAUUAAUUAAUGAGGAAAAGCAUGUGACCAUUCAAGAAGUUUUUCAACAUAUAAAGGAGAACUUACCAGAGACAGUACCUCAAUCAGUGGUUGUCAGCUUUGAACAAGAAGUCAAACAACAUCACGAUGCCAUGACAGAAGUGAGUGAAUUGGUUGAAAGUGAAUCAAAUGAAAUGAAGGAUCAAGAAGCAAUGAAGAGUAGUAUUGGAACAUUGAGGGGAAGACAAGAAGCACCCACUGUCAUGAAUGAUGAGUUUGCAACUGAACAAGUGUCAGAUGAUUGCAUGCAAACAUCUGAUAUUCCAGGAAGUUUAGAUGUCUCCAUUCAUGGUCACAAAGAAGAUUUGGAUGUAACUAAAGAUGAAUGGGAACAAUCAGAAGCAGGCGUCACAGCAAAUGAGGUCAAACCACCAUCAGAGGAAUUAGACGUGAAAACAAAUUCUGAACAAGCACCAACUCCACAAAUUGCUCAAAGUCUGAUUGUAACACCUAGUAACACGGGAUUAGUAAUACCCCAAAACACUGGAAUAAUCUCGUCAAUAGGUAAUGUGGAGUCCCCUUCAAGUCUUUCUUUAGAAUUCAAACUUAACAUACAGUUUGGGCAAGCAAAGGCACCAGCUUCCUCAUCAACAACAACAGAGAGAACAGAACCUGUGAAACAGAUGUCUGAGGUUGGAGUUCAGGCAGUAGAGGCCGUUAAACCAAUAAAUUUAACACAAAGAGAUGAGAGCCAGAAACAGACAGAGCUAACUGAGGUUGCUGUUCAGGUAAUCACAGAACCAGCGACACACUUAGAUUCAACAGAAAGACCCGUAAUCACGUCUCAACCUGUACUGCUGGAUAUCGGCAUCCAAGCGAUGGAAAAAGUAGGAUCCGAAGAACAAAUCAAAUCAACAGAUACAGAAAUCUCCAGUGUCCAGGCAACAGAAACAUUACAGGCAGUAGGGCAAACAGAGAAAAUAGAAGUGUUCUUGAGUCAGCCAGUACUCUCUGAAGGUUGUAACCAAGAAACAAAAGCAGAGGAGCCUGUUAAACAAGAGGAGGAAAAUGACCAGGAUGUGUGGAUGGAUGCUGAGGAAGUCAUUUAUACUCAAAAGGAAACAGAGGUGUCCCUUUUUGAGGUGGAGGAAUCUCCAGGGCCUCAGGCAGAAAGUAACACAGAGGAAAAAGCAGGACUUCAACACGAGGUUGAAAUGGCUUCUUAUUCCAAGACUGAAGAAGAUGGAAGUCAACAAGAAAUGCACAGAACAGGAGGAAUGUGUGAAAUUGAGAGUGACGGUGAAGAUUUUGCUGUUGCACUUGAGCAUCCUGAAACGGCAACUGCAAGCAUCACUACGAUGGAGUGGGAUUAAUUUUGUUCACUGUCACUGACCGGUGGGACAAUCAAAAAGGACCGGUAGAGGAAAACUACAGGAAACAGAAUUUUGCUACUUUAUUUUGAAAUUAUGUUCAGCCAAAUAUAAACCAACAUUUAUUGGUAAACCUUGUGAUUGUGAAGAUUAUUUUAUUAAUAGCAUAAGGUGUGUGGUCAGAGAGAUCUGGCAAGAGAAGCAUCAACCGGAAAAGUACUUAUCUUCUCAGGUGGUAUGAAGUAUGAUUCUAGACAGUAAAAUACUAAUUUUAAUAAAUCGAAUUAAUUCUUUGCUAUAGAGUGCAAUCUAUCACCUAUCAUGUAAAGUAUUUUCAAUCAUAAAUCAUAUUUUUGCAAAGAUCUAUAUCGAUCAAUUUUUUAUUUGAAUAUAUAUGUAUGAGGAGAAUAAGACAUCAUUUUCAUUUCAUUUGAGUUAGCUUUUUUUUUUUUUUUUUUUU